[Candida] anglica is the source of this 1404-nucleotide messenger RNA. Lineage: Eukaryota; Fungi; Ascomycota; Pichiomycetes; Serinales; Debaryomycetaceae. The record is from the annotation of a GenBank genome assembly.
AUGAAGUAUACUUACUUGGCACUUCUUUUCGUUGCCUUCAAGGCAUGCUUAGUAUUGGCCGAUUCCGAAACAAUUUUCUGUAACUCUACCCUGCAAUGUCCUGAAGAACAACCAUGUUGUUCUCAAUACGGUCAGUGUGGUACCGGGUUCUACUGCUUGGGUGGUUGUGACCCUCGUUAUUCAUUCAACCUUUCAGCUUGUAUGCCUAUGCCUGUGAUGAAAGAAUUCAAUACAUCCUUUACUAAUAUCAGUGAAAUUGCUAAUAUUAAUGAUUAUUUGGGAAAUGCAUCAGAAACUGAUUGGAUUUAUUCAGGUCAUAUCGCCGGACACAAUAAAGACUUAAUGCUUCAGAUGCCUAACGGUACAACUGGUUCCGUCAUUUCUUCCUCUUCGUAUCUUUGGUAUGGUAAAGUUUCUGCCAGACUUAAGACUUCUCGUACAAAUGGUGUGGUUACUGCAUUUAUUCUUUUCUCGGAUGUUCAAGAUGAAAUUGAUUUCGAAUGUGUUGGUUAUAAUUUAACUUUCCCACAAUCUAACUAUUAUUCUCGUGGGUUCCUUGAUUAUCACAAUGCUAACAGUUCUGAAACCUCAGAUACUUUUGAAAAUUACCAUCUUUAUGAACUUGAUUGGGAUCAAGAUAGAAUUGAAUGGUCUAUUGAUGGCUCAGUUGUACGUACUUUAACCAAGGAGUCGACUUGGAAUGACACUGCUAAAGUAUUUAACUACCCUCAAACACCAACACGUAUUCAAAUGUCUCUUUGGCCAGGUGGUGCAUUGUCUAACGGUCUCGGUACGAUUGAAUGGGCUGGUGGUGCAAUUGAUUGGAAUGCUGCUGAUAUCCAACAAUAUGGUUAUUUCUACGCUUACUUGGAUUAUGUGUCUUAUAAAGCUCAUGAUUGGCCAGAAGGCGUCAAGAGAGUUGGUAGUAACAACACCAAGGAUUUAAACGCCUUUGUAUACAACCUGUCCAACGGUAACCAAAGUAAUAUCAUGUGGGUCAAGGCGAAAACUUGGAUUGGUUCACUGGAUGCAUCAGGUUUGAAUCCUGAUAAUGAGGAUGAAGAAGUUACCACUGUUAUUUCUUCGGGAUCUUCUAAAUCAACCAAGACCAAUACCAUCCCAAGAAAAACCUCAUCCGGUACCAACACCAAUGUACCAACUAUGGUCACCAACGGUGCUCCUAAAGCCACCGGUGGAUCUAAUGGAUCUGGUAACUCUGGUGACUCUAAUACCGUCGCUUACAACUCUGAAGAUGGAUUUGUUCAAAACUACAAGGCCACUUCCACCGGUACGAAUGGUGGAUCCUCCGGCUCCUCGUCAAAUGAAGGUUCUAGCCUUAACCUCGACUGGGUUAUCGGGAUGGUCAGUGCUAUGGGUGUGGGUGUUUUCUCUUUCUUAGUAUAA